Rattus rattus (black rat) is the source of this 918-nucleotide messenger RNA. RefSeq names its product mucin-3A-like. The transcript has 2 exons. Lineage: Eukaryota; Metazoa; Chordata; Mammalia; Rodentia; Muridae. Bases 1 to 918 code for a protein of 305 amino acids. The record is from RefSeq and is a predicted model, not a curated record.
AUGGGGACCUCACACACAAGUACAGCACUGUCCUCUAUGUCUGUCUCUGGUUCACAGUCAGAUGCCACUGGCAGUGUGUCCAGCUCCCCAUUGUCUGCCUUGGUGACCUCACUCCCAAGCACUAAUGCCACAUCUGCAGCUACACCUCAGGUCACCUCCCCCUACUCUGUCAGUAGCUCUGUUACCCAUUCCCCAUCCCACAACACCUCUCCCACCUCCACCUUAGGUACAAGUUCCCCAGACACCUCUGCCACACCCUCAUGGCCCUCCACGCUCCCUUCAGAAACAAGGAGUGCUGUCACCACACAGAUGACCACCAUGGCCACCACUCCCAGCUGGCCCAGCCUCACCUCCUUAAACAGCUACCCCACUGUCAGCUUGUCCACGACUGACAUCUCUUUACCUCCUGUCAGUACAGGGACCAUGAGGACUCUCACAUCCACCAUUCCAUCAACACAUAGCUCAGGCCUGCCCACCAUGACAGACACAGCUCUCACCUCCUCAUCCAUGGGCUUCACGGAGCCCUUGACCACAGCGUCACACACUGCCACCCUCACAGUGCCCAGCCUGUCUCCUACUGACUCCACCCCAUCUAAUCCCACCAGCGGGGACACUGGAACCACUCUUGUCUACACAGCCCACACCACGAGCAGUGUGACAGCUGUCCCCUUCAGUACUGGAAACUCUCCACCUCCCCUUGCCUCGAGCUCCCCUGCUGCAUCUGCCUUCUCCUCAACCAUCUCUGCCAGUACAGUUGGGACCACACAGAGUGUCAGUGUCCCCUCAGCUCCAACCAUCACCCAUACACUGCCCUCCACACUUGAGUCCACCUGGACACCCACAGCCCUCACAACACUCACAACUCCCACCUCUCCGCCUGGAGGGCAGCACUCCUGGGACUACACAGAGGGGACAUGA